Molecule: messenger RNA, 2019 nt
Organism: Salvelinus namaycush (lake trout)
Lineage: Eukaryota; Metazoa; Chordata; Actinopteri; Salmoniformes; Salmonidae
Gene: mcoln3b
Product: mucolipin TRP cation channel 3b
Exons: 13
Coding region: 125-1693 (522 amino acids)
Cellular component (GO): lysosomal membrane; plasma membrane
Molecular function (GO): NAADP-sensitive calcium-release channel activity
Source: RefSeq, a predicted model, not a curated record
GCACUCAGGUGGUUUGUACAGCUCUGUGUACGAGCCAAAUGGGCAUGCUGCCUGGGCAGACGACCAGCAGCAUCAGGACAAGGAGACAGCGGACAACCUCAGGAGGAAGAUCAAGUACUUCUUCAUGAACCCCUGUGAGAAAUACAAAGCCCGUGGACGGAAACCAUGGAAACUGAUGCUCCAGAUCAUCAAGAUCGCCAUCAUUACCAUCCAGUUGGUGUCUUUUGGACUGAGCAAUCAGAUGGUGGUAACCUUCAAAGAGGAGAACCUCAUGACAUUCAAGCAUCUCUUCCUCAAAGAUUACGUGGAUGGCCGUGGGGACUCUUAUGCUGUGUACAGGCAGGAUGAGGUGUAUGAACACAUCUCUUACAUAGUCGAUAAGUAUUCCCGUCUGCGAAAUAUCACCGUUGGUAACCAUGCCUAUGAGAAGAAGGGGGACACCUAUUCCCCUCUGUCUCUGUGCCAAGAGUUCUACAGGAACGGAAGCAUUUCACCAGCCAAUGAGACCUUUGAUAUAGACGCACAGAUUGAAACUGAAUGCCUUGAGAUUGUUCCAGUGUUCCCCAUGGGAAGCACAACCAAGGAUGAUCUGUUGAAUUUCGUUGUGCAUUUCAAAAGAUUGUUGAAUGUGAAGAUCAAGUUCACUCUGAAGGCCAUAAACCUACAAACAGUCAGAAACAGAGAGCUGCCAAACUGCUAUGACUUUGAUGUCACGAUCACCUUCAACAACCAAGCCCACAGUGGCAGAAUAAAAGUCGACCUGGACAAUGACGUUGAUAUAAAUGAAUGUAGAGACUGGAAAGUUACCGGGGCCUCUCCCAAGAACAUCUAUUACCCACUGCUGUUUGACUGUCUCAUCAUUGUAACGUGCAUCACCUCUCUGGCCCUCUGCACACGCUCUGUGCUCAACGGGAUACGGCUACAGUUUGAGUACACAGACUUCUGCCUAGUCCGUCAAGGGAAGAAGGUUCCAUGGUCCGAUAGGCUGGAGUUUCUGAACGGCUGGUAUAUCCUCAUCAUCGCAAGUGAUACACUCACCAUCAUCGGUUCCAUUCUUAAAAUAGAAAUCCAGACAAAGAUUCUCACCAGUUAUGAUGUCUGCAGCAUCUUUCUUGGAACAGGCACAAUGUUUGUUUGGAUCGGAGUCAUACGCUACAUGGGAUACUUCAAGAAGUACAAUAUUCUCAUCCUGACCCUGAGAGCAGCUUUCCCAAAUGUGGUUCGGUUCAUCGGUUGUGCCGGAAUCAUUUACCUGGGGUACUGUUUCUGUGGCUGGAUCGUGCUCGGGCCCUACCAUGAGAAGUUCCGGACCCUGAACACAGUAUCAGAGUGCCUGUUCUCGCUGAUCAACGGAGAUGACAUGUAUCCCACCUUCAAGUACAUGAAGCAGAAGAGUUACUUGGUGUGGCUGUUCAGCAGAGUCUACCUCUACACCUUUGUCUCGCUCUUCAUCUACAUGAUCCUCAGCCUCUUCAUCACCCUUAUCACUGAUACCUAUGACACCAUCAAGCAACAGCAACAGGAAGGGAGCCCAGUGUCGGAGCUGCAUUGUUUCAUGUCUGAGUGUAAAGAUCUGCCCACCUCAGGACGCUACCGGGUAGAGGGGGAGUCUGGCUCCUUCACCUGCUGCUUCCCCAGAUGCAAGGACUCACGAGAAAGGCUGAGCUCUGAAUCAAUAGACUCUGAGCCAUAGUGGACCUUUUAUCAGUCAGAGAUUAGUAAGAAACCUUACACAUAACCAUGACCAGCACUUUACUGUACAGUUUAGCCCAGCAAAACAUUGUCCUGUACUUCUAGACCUGUUUUAAUCUUAUUCACCAGCUAACUUAAUGCAGUAGCAAUUGAGCCUGGGGAUGAGGUUAGACCUGUUAUGAAUUGUCACUGUGUAAGUUGCCUGUUAAUGUACUAAAGUUGAUGACCACAAUGAUAUGCACUGAUGAAUGUUGAUUAUUUGAAUGUACUGUAAAUAUCAAAACAUGAAUUGUUCAAAGACAUGGGAUGCAACAUUAAUAAAAUGAA